Messenger RNA from Hemiscyllium ocellatum (epaulette shark), 3524 nucleotides. RefSeq names its product single-stranded DNA-binding protein 2. NCBI's taxonomy places the organism in Eukaryota, Metazoa, Chordata, Chondrichthyes, Orectolobiformes, Hemiscylliidae. The transcript is spliced from 18 exons. The record is from RefSeq and is a predicted model, not a curated record. Gene Ontology annotation, molecular function: single-stranded DNA binding; protein binding. The coding region runs from base 47 to 1213 and encodes 388 amino acids. Gene Ontology annotation, biological process: positive regulation of transcription by RNA polymerase II. Gene Ontology annotation, cellular component: nucleus.
GGGACCUGAUGGCUUGACAGGUGCGUGACAAUCCAGCUCUUCAAGCAUGUACGCCAAAGGCAAGAGUAACACUGUACCUUCUGACAGCCAAGCCAGGGAAAAGUUAGCACUGUAUGUAUAUGAAUAUCUACUCCAUGUAGGAGCACAAAAAUCAGCACAAACAUUUUUAUCAGAGAUACGAUGGGAGAAAAACAUUACUUUAGGGGAACCACCAGGAUUCUUGCAUUCGUGGUGGUGUGUAUUUUGGGACCUUUACUGUGCGGCACCUGAAAGAAGAGAAACCUGUGAACAUUCUAGUGAAGCAAAAGCCUUUCAUGAUUAUAGUGCAGCCGCAGCUCCCAGUCCAGUGCUAGGAAACAUUCCCCCAGGAGACGGAAUGCCAGUAGGCCCGGUACCACCGGGAUUCUUUCAGGGACCACCAGGUUCACAGCCCUCGCCACAUGCACAGCCUCCACCACACAACCCCAGCAAUCCCAUGAUGGGACCUCACAGCCAGCCUUUCAUGUCACCUCGUUAUCCAGGAGGCCCCAGGCCGCCACUCAGAAUACCUAACCAGUCACUUGGAGGAGUCCCAGGAACACAACCAUUGCUGCCCAGUGGGAUAGAUCCAACGCGGCAGCAAGGACAUCCAACCAUGGGUGGACCAAUGCAGAGAAUGACUCCUCCACGGGGUAUGGUUCCCCCCUUAGGACCACAGAGUUACGGAGGAGGAAUGAGGCCCCCGCUGAAUGCUUUAGGUGGUCCAGGCAUGCCUGGAAUGAACAUGGGUCCUGGAGGUGGUCGACCAUGGCCAAAUCCACCUAAUGCAAACUCAAUACCAUAUUCAUCAGCAUCACCUGGUAAUUAUGUGGGACCCCCUGGUGGUGGAGGGCCUCCAGGAACUCCGAUCAUGCCUAGCCCAGGAGAUUCAACAAACUCCAGUGAGAAUAUGUACACAAUGAUGAAUGCUGUACCUCCUGGGGCCAGCAGGUCUAAUUUUCCGAUGGGUCCUGGCUCAGAUGGUCCAAUAGGGGCAAUGGGUGGAAUGGAACCACAUCACAUGAACGGAUCAUUAGGCUCUGGAGACAUGGAUGGCAUUUCCAAGAAUUCUCCCAGUAACAUAAGUAUGAGUAAUCCGCCUGGCACUCCACGUGAUGAUGGAGAGAUGGGUGGGAAUUUCCUGAAUCCCUUUCAGAGUGACAGCUAUUCUCCAAGCAUGACAAUGAGUGUGUGAUCUUGUAUCCACCCUCUUGAUCAAGACCAGAAUGGUUUGCCCUCUUAAAAGAUGAAAAAAGUACAUCCAAGAGAAGAAUGAAAUAUUUUGCAAAGGUCUACAGAAAACAGAGGUUUUGAUUCUAGCAAAGACCCUGUUGUUCUUCUGCAAAUGACAAUAAUGUCUCAUUGUGUACUGAAAGCGGGUCCAAAAUAUUCUUUUUAAGUUUACAAAACCUCAGAGACUGAACAGUUCAACCAUUUAUAUGUAGGAUAUGCCUGAUCUAGGCAUAACACAAAAUAACUUACAUGACCUCCCACAGUUUAAUAAGACAUGGUGUGCUUGAUUCAGCUGUUUGAAAGAAUACAAUCAGAAACACGGCUUAAUGUGAGUCUUCUUUCUUCUGUUUUUUUCCCUUCCAAAUUCAUUUUUUAGUCUAAAUAUUUCAGAAGUUAUGUUACAUGUAAUUUUGUAUUGCAUAAACAGGCUCCUAAUGAUACCUCUUUUUAUGCUUUAUAAGUCAUCAUUGCUAGUUGGUGGAACAAAAAUACUAGCCAAACGCCGUAGGAUAAGAUAAACAUGGAAGGGAAAAAGAAAAGCAAAUGAAUAUCUUGCACUUAACAUUGUGUUCAGUUAGUGUUAUUCAUUAAAUUAGAACUAUGUACUUGUCCUGUGUUAUAAGAGAGAGCCUGUCUUUUAAUCAUAGAGUGUAGUGGUGGAUUCAGGUCCUUAUCCACAGUUCUGGCACACCAGUGUUGAGCACUAGAUGGAAUAUGCUUAUGGUCACUGAUAAUAGCCAGUAGGUUCUAUAGUAAUUACAACUCAUGAAUUAGCAAAUUAUUUUUUUCUUUCUCCUCUUUAUUCCCCUUUACUCCAAAAGCUGUAAAAUGUGCUGAAACAUAGUGAUCUGGGAGCACAAUUAAGAAUAUUCAAGGUAAAUUGUAGAACUUGUGGGACCUUGGUCCACCACUAACAGAAAAUGGCCAAUUUUCCUUAGUUAAUGUUGCCCCGUAAAGAUCUGCAUUUUAGCCAUUACCUCUUUUUAAAAAAAAAUUGAAAAUGAAACUAUCUUUUGUAAAUUUUCAUGUAUUCCUUAUUCUUCCUUCUGUGCAAAAUGAUAUAUUGUAAAUGUACAUUAUGUGUAGAUUGUAACAAACUGCAGUUUUCUUUUUUGGUUUUUGAUUUGUAUGUGUGUGAGGUUGAGGGUUCUCAAAGUUACUGCAGUUAGGGCCUUUUCCUAGAGGAAUGCUUUUCUGGUCUGAGAGUGGAAUCAGUGUAAAUUUUUUUGUACAAAUUACAGGCUAACUUUUUCUGUUCUCAGACUACAUUAAAGGGUAGAUAUUUCAAUGGGAAUUAUCAUCAUUUUCCCACAUAAAAUUAUGAUUUUAAAACGCAUUUUAUUAUACAUAUUAAAGAAGUAUACAAUAAUGGUUAACUGAGUCAGCUCCUGUUAAUUCAGUUGAUACUUUUUAAAAGCAAUUAAUCCCAUUACAAUUCUCAAUUUUAUGUCAAUAAAUUUAAAUAGGGAAUUUAAAAAAACAAUUGUUCAGAAAACUCGGCAUGGAACCUAGAGAUAAUGAUUGCACAAUACAAUGUAAGGAAAUUUUGUGUAACUGAUCAAUAUAUUUGUCAUUGGGUUAUCGGUUAUCAUGAAAAGUAUUGGGAAACUAAACAGUCACUGAACACUUGGUAAAAUAACAAAAUAUAUAAAUUGUGGAUGUAAUCCUUUCUGAGGUUCCUCAUUUGAAAAGGCCCUAAUAGAUAUGUGGAGUUACUGUACAACAAUUUGAUUAUAAAAUUUUGCUUGCAUGAAAUGAUAUGUGUAAGUAAAAAAAAAAGGCACUGCAACACCUCAAAAAACUAACUUUAAUAUAGUCAGUCAGACCUACCUUUCUUGUAUUAUCUUUUGAAGAUAAUUUAUAUAUUAACCAGAAAUGUAAUGCCAGUACCAAUUCAAAUGCAUAGUAAUCACAUACACCUUUUAAUUUCAAUCUGAAUACAAUGCCUAUUGUUGAGGUGAUGAUAGUUAGCUUUCUUUUAGUGACAGUUUGCUGAAAUAUGAUGACAUUUUUGUGACUUUUGUGAGGUUAAGCCAAUAUGGCAUUUUUAAUGUUGUGGUUUAGAGCAUUGUGUUUGGAUUCUGGGAAGAACUGGCCUGUUCUCACCAAGUGAUCUGAGCAUGCAAGGUAAAUUAUUGUGCAAGCCACAUCAUGUACUGAAGAACGACAAUUUGAACUUCCAGCAUUUUUUUUUAACUGAACCAGAUCAAAAUAUUGUUAUCUCUGUAAGCUUCAUUGGAAUCCUGAGUGCAUUAAAACUUAGUUAUAUUUUG